AUGGCAGGCCGGACACUAGCUCUGCGAUAUGGGCCCCCUUGGUCCCCCAUUUCUGAAACCGAGGUUCCUGGAACUUGGCCCAGCUGGCAUCUCACCAGCAGCGGGGUCGCCCACCACAGGAUCCCACCGGCACCCUUUCCUCCGCCCAUUCUACAGCCGACGGUCCUGGCACCCCUGCCCGCAGCCGUGAGGCACGACCCGCGCAUCUGGGCCUUUGACGAAGUCAUCAACAGAUGGGAAACCACCUCAGGCUCGGCACACAGGCCCAAGACACACGGCGGGCCCUGUGCCCAGCCCAAGGCAGCAGAGCAUGAGGACCCUGGGCGGGUACUUGGGAUCAAGUCUUUGGCAGAGAAGCUAAGAAGACACCAGGGUUGGGGUGUCCCCCUGGACACAAAAUACCAGAUCAGCGAGACGAAGGCAGAGCACACGGGCUGCCCAGGUCUGGACCAGAGUGCCCCCCUCUUUGUGGAGCCCCAGCCCCCGGAGCUCGUUGACCACCACCGUGGGGGCCCGUCCCAGGCCCUAAUCCCCUGGACGAGAAACCCAGAGUUGGCUGGCCAGCCCUUUACAGUGUGUAAGAUUGGUGUCCUGGGCCGCCUCCAGCCCUACCUGACCACCUCUGUACGCGACUUCUCCAGGAAAGAGCUGUCUGGACACCCUGGCCGGGACACAGUGGUGAAGUCACAGCCUCCCCGCCACCUUAAGCUGCUACCAAGGGAGCGCCUAGCUCGGGCGUGCCCAGUGCCACCGGCUGUGCCGUACCUAGGGGCCCUGCCUCUGACCCAGGAGUCUUAUGGGCCCUCGGUGCACCCGCUCCGCAAGCUGGAUCGCUUUUGCCCACUAGAGGCCCCCUGGGGAGGCCCCCACCCGAUGCCAGUGCCUGGCAUCUACAGCGUGCCCAAGGCCUACUGCACUGAGAACUCCCGCUAUGGGAGUGCCAGGGCAGAGCUGGUGUGA
Molecule: messenger RNA, 960 nt
Organism: Peromyscus californicus insignis
Lineage: Eukaryota; Metazoa; Chordata; Mammalia; Rodentia; Cricetidae
Gene: Saxo3
Exons: 5
Coding region: 1-960 (319 amino acids)
Source: RefSeq, a predicted model, not a curated record